Molecule: messenger RNA, 1265 nt
Organism: Rosa chinensis
Lineage: Eukaryota; Viridiplantae; Streptophyta; Magnoliopsida; Rosales; Rosaceae
Product: protein GrpE
Exons: 3
Coding region: 130-1044 (304 amino acids)
Biological process (GO): protein folding
Cellular component (GO): chloroplast
Molecular function (GO): adenyl-nucleotide exchange factor activity; protein-folding chaperone binding; protein homodimerization activity
Source: RefSeq, a predicted model, not a curated record
AGCCAGUUCCACCGCCACCGUCUCCAUCUAUUUGUCUCAGUCUAAGCCAAGCUGAACCGCUGAGCUAUUCGGCGGAGAAACUAAUCCCUUUGUAAAUCAUACCUCCUUUUGUCACUCAGAAAAUCUCUAAUGACGAACUUGUUGUUUAUCCCAAACAACUACUUGGUCAUACCUCCUCCUCGCGUUUCUGCUUCUUCCUUCUCCUCAAAACCCAUUGCUCCUCAACCUCUUCUAGGCUUUUCAGUAGCCAACUCUUCCCCCAUAGUUUUACAUAGCCGCAGCAGUAGCAGGCGCGCCUUGUUUUUCAAAUAUCAUCUUUCUGCUCGAGGCUCUGUUCCCCCAGUGAAUGCAAAAGAGGAUAAUGUAGAUUCUAGUGGAGCAGAUCAACAACAUUUGCCUAGUUUGAGGACCCUCCUUAAAGUUUACAAGGAUGCUAUUUUCAAUGGAGAUGAAAAGACUGUAUCCGAAAUUGAGGCAAGGAUGGAAAUAAUAGAAAAUAAGCAGAAUGAAUUAGUCCAAAAAGUAUCAUCUAUAUCUGCAGAGGUAACAUCAGGGAAGGAAAAGCUUAUCCGCUUGCAAGCAGAUUUUGAUAAUUGUAGAAAAAGAUUUGAGAAAGAAAGACUUACCGUGAGGACUGAUGCUCAAGGAGAAGUAAUUGAGAGCCUUUUGCCCAUGGUUGACAAUUUUGAGAGAGCAAAACAACAAAUUAGACCUGAAACUGAAAAGGAGAAGAAGAUUGAUACAAGUUACCAAGGUAUAUACAAGCAAUUUGUUGAGAUUAUGAGGAGCUUGCGUGUGGCCUCUGUGCCAACUAAGGGAAAACCCUUUGAUCCUUCGGUGCAUGAAGCUAUUGCAAGAGAAGAGUCUCAAGAAUUUCCUGAGGGAAUUGUCAUUCAAGAGAUUCGCCGUGGCUUUUUACUUGGAGGUAGACUUCUAAGACCAGCAAUGGUUAAAGUCUCUAUAGGGCCGGGCAGAAAGAAAUCCCCUGUGGCCACUGAGAAAUCAUCAGGGUCACCUGCAACAGCCGCUUCGGUAGAGAAUUGAUAAGUUUCCACGCAGCGGCUGAAUUAGAUGCAAGGAUAAGACUGCUUCAAUUCUUUUAUGUGGCAUUUCUUAUUUCAAAGUAUUGGAGGUGUAAAAAUUUUAUCGAGAUUGUCACAUUGACAUUUAGGUACUGUACUUUUUGAUUCAUAAGAAGGAAAAGACACAUUUGUAACUCCGAGAAUCUUUGGAAUGUUGAAAAUCAACUAGUCUUUAGUGCAGUA